UACGUCCUUACUUUGCCCUGUUCUCUUCCCUCUGUCUUUCACCUUCUUGCAGAGUCCAGAGUACUAGACUCUCAGCCCUGUCUAAUCGUCUCCGGCGAUCCACCGGCACCCUUUUCCGGCCUUUCUCCGACCAGACGCAUUUCAUAAACGUCUGCUUUUGGGGGGUUAAAGUUCUCACACACGAUCACCGCUUUGAAAACAGCAAAAUUCCGUGUGAACAUAGACGUUGAGAGAGAGAGAGAGAGGAAAAGUUAAAAAGAUUGAAACUUUCUUUUCGACUGUUGUGUUUUCAGUGAACCGCCACAAGCCCCCAAGCUAAUAAGGCGCUUUUGUGCCCUAGGCAAAGUAGUAAGAGAUUUUGUGCAGAGAUAGAGGAUUUUUCAGCCCGUUGAGUUUCAGAGUGAGCUCUGAAGAUUCUGAUCUUGCAUGGUUAGAAUUGGUGUGAGUGGAAGCAUUCAAACAAAAAAAUGAUGGAACACAAAAGGGGUCCCGUCUCUCUUGACCACAGUAGCAUGACGUCUUUGACACCUAAACGGCUCAAGGCCGAUAUGCCUAUUUCUUCCAAGGAAAAGAAAGAGAAGUUUGGUGAACGUAUUGCAGCUCUGCAGCAGCUUGUAUCACCAUUUGGAAAGACAGACACAGCCUCAGUUCUUCAUGAAGCAAUGGGGUACAUAAACUUCCUCCACGAACAAGUUAAGGUGUUGAGUGCUCCGUAUCUCCAUCCUACUCCCGUGUCUAAUACACAGGAACCGCACCCCUACAAUUUGAGAAGUAAGGGCUUAUGCCUCGUGCCCAUAUCAUACACCGAAGGAGUACCUAGUAGCAAUGGCGCAGAUAUCUGGGCCCCUGUUAAGACUCUCCCGAAGUUCUAGAACCUCGCUCUCGAGUCUGAUUCAAGAAUCAAGACGACCAAAUAAAUGCGGUGAAUGUGAUAGAUAGAUUGCAGACUGGGAUGGUAAAACCUCGUCCUCGGAUGCCAGAAGUUUGUUGUGAAUUCGGGUUCGAAUGUCUAACAGCAAAACCUGGAGGCUGAUUUAUUUUGGUAAAUCAUUUAGCUAGUUAUAGAUCCUAGUUCUUAAUUGUCCAGGUUUAACUGAAAUGUAUAUGCAUGAAUGAAGAGAUGUAUAAUUAAUGAUCUCUGUAGGAACUCACCCGCCAUCAAUGUUGUAUUCCAUAUAAUUAAGUUUCUGAGAAUGUGGAAAACCCUUCUCUUAUUCAAUAGAUCAGUUCUCAUCUGGCACCA
Messenger RNA from Ipomoea nil (Japanese morning glory), 1243 nucleotides. RefSeq names its product transcription factor bHLH113-like. Gene Ontology annotation, molecular function: protein dimerization activity; RNA polymerase II cis-regulatory region sequence-specific DNA binding; DNA-binding transcription factor activity, RNA polymerase II-specific. The record is from RefSeq and is a predicted model, not a curated record. The transcript has 6 exons. The coding region runs from base 468 to 872 and encodes 134 amino acids. Gene Ontology annotation, biological process: regulation of transcription by RNA polymerase II. NCBI's taxonomy places the organism in Eukaryota, Viridiplantae, Streptophyta, Magnoliopsida, Solanales, Convolvulaceae. Gene Ontology annotation, cellular component: nucleus.